GAUAGAUAAGCACAUGUAAGGGGCAGAAACUAAGAACCUAGCCUGACUGCGUCUGGACAUCACUCUUUACGGCAUGAAGGAGAAGGGGAUUAGCGCUGCCUAGGGGCCAAGGCUGGCCAAAGAUAUCCCUACCCGGCCCCGCCGCCUCGGGCUGUUGUCCGCCCGCGCGAAGUUGUAUUAUGUACCGAGUUUGCUGCAGUCCCCGUGGAUUCCUCGGUGCCCGGCCCCCGUGGACCCAGCUCUACAAGUACAGCCUUUGAAAAUUUAUAAGCUGCACAGCACAAGCACUGCCAGUGCAGGACACCAUCCAUCCAAACCACACACCUCAAUCCUCACGAUGUCUUCAAGCUGGUCAAGUCUAUCAUCGGUCGAUAAGCAAGCAUUCUAUUCGAUACUCGAUGAGUAUUUUGAAUCGAGGCCCCACCUUUUUCAACAACAGUCUAGUGGAACCAAUGGCGACAAUUUCUCAGCAAUCUCGAAUUUAGCCGGUGCAAACCCGAAGAUGACAGCUUCCGCACUCAAAUCCGCCGGAGUACCACCAUCAUUAGCCAAACCAUCAAACGUAUCUGCCGCCUCAUCUGCCUCCAAACAUCUUAAUGGGAUCGGUAGUAAGGUCGGUCAGCUAUCCGGCAAAUUCGGUAAUCAUUUCGCGAAUUCAGAACAGACCCAGCAGCAACCUCAACCUCCUAAUGCCUCAUCAAAACCGGCCAAUAGCUUUACCAACUUGAACAAACUUGCAGCCACACCGCCCAUCAGCAACCAGAAUUCUUUUGCUCCACCACCAACUCGUCGUGUAGCGCCUUCCACGAGGGCGUCAUCGUACUCACAAGCCCCUCCCCCACCUGCUCCUCCAGCAAGGUCGAAACCGCAUCAAGAUGAAGAAUUAGUGGAAGCUCUGUACGAUUAUGAGGGCACCAGUCAGGAAGACUUGUCUUUCAAAGAGCAUCAAAUCAUCAAAGUCACCGAGCACAUCUCAGACGACUGGUGGAAUGGACAGAUUAAUAACGGCCCUGUUGGAAUGUUUCCCUCGUCUUACGUUAAGCCGAUUUGAUAUCUUUCAUUCUGUCUAAUUCUGUGUUUUUGGUGUCUCAACAUCCUCCUCUUAUUUUCCCUGUUCAUGUACCCACUUAACCAUCCCUUGAGCUACUAUGCGUAAUCGCUUGCACAUUAAAUGAACUCUUCCCUCUUUAUAUUUCUUUUUUAGGAUCCGAUUUUCAUUUUCUCAUACCACCAUCAUAUUGCCACAUCCUUGUAUUUUUUCAUAUCAACGCUGAUCGUUUUUCUUACGCCAAGGGUGACCCUGUUGAAAGAACGUUUAUAGAUUUUUUUACUAGAAUGUUCAUGAGGUCAACAUGUAGAUUGUGUUUGAGCCGACACACUCAUCCAAAACUUCAUCCUCUUCAAGCUGGAGGAAUCAAAGUGCACAGUAGAAACUAGA
Messenger RNA from Puccinia graminis f. sp. tritici CRL 75-36-700-3, 1438 nucleotides. RefSeq lists its product as uncharacterized. Gene Ontology annotation, biological process: protein transport to vacuole involved in ubiquitin-dependent protein catabolic process via the multivesicular body sorting pathway. The record is from RefSeq and is a predicted model, not a curated record. Lineage: Eukaryota; Fungi; Basidiomycota; Pucciniomycetes; Pucciniales; Pucciniaceae. The coding region runs from base 338 to 1051 and encodes 237 amino acids. The transcript has 5 exons. Gene Ontology annotation, molecular function: protein binding. Gene Ontology annotation, cellular component: ESCRT-0 complex.